AUGGCUAUCGAUGCUCCGACACCUCCGUUGCAGCGGCCUCGCAAGCACCGGCAGACGAUCCCCGCAGUCUGGAUGAGGGCGGGCACUUCAAAAGGCCUCUUUCUACAUCAACGUGAUCUUCCUGCCAAAAGAGAGCAAUGGGCACCGGUCAUCCUCGCUGCUAUGGGUUCCCAAGACGGUGAUCCUAAACAACUGAAUGGCGUUGCGGGAGCAACGAGUACGACUUCCAAAGUUGCGGUCAUCGAACCUUCAAGCAGGCCAGACAUCGACGUGGAGUACACAUUCGUGCAAGUCUCAAUCGGUUCUCCCAAGCUUGACUUUACUGGAAACUGCGGUAAUAUUGCUUCAGGAGUGGGGCCAUUUGCAGUGGAUGAGGGCCUAGUAGGAGUCCAGCCAGGCCAAAAGAGGAUUGAUGUACGAAUAUUGAACACCAAUACCGGUCGAACAAUCGUGGAAUCCUUAGAUCUUGACGAAGACGGACAUUUUCUCGAAGAUGGUGAAUACCGGUUGGCUGGCACAAAAUCCAGCGGUAGUCCUAUCGGCGUCUCUUUCGAGAAGCCGGCAGGUGCAAUGACAGGCAAGCUUCUCCCGACUGGUAAGCCUGUAGACAUUCUGGAAGUACCGGGUACAAUCACUCGACCGUCAUGCGAAGUGCAGGCCAGCUUGGUGGAUGCGGCGAACCCCUUUGUACUAGUCGAUGCUGCCUCGGUACCAGACUAUGUCAGCAGUGCUGCAAUAUCAUCGGACUACUAUCUGGACUUUUUGGAAGCCGUUCGCUGUCAUGGUGCCGUACGCAUGGGAUUGGCUCCCGAUGUCGAGACUGCUGGACAGACUCGCGGCACUCCAAAGGUUGCUCUGCUGUCGAUGCCAAAAGUGCCAGAGGGGGCUUUUGACGAGCUGCCUGAUGUGCAGGUCACCGCUUUGAGUAUGGGAAAGGUCCACGGCAGUCUUCAGCUCACCGGCGCUGUAUGUCUCGCCACUGCAAUAUGCACGGAAGGUACAAUAGCCAACAAGAUCGCUCUUCAAGCGGAACAAUGGAGAAUAGCGCAAUCGGGACCAGGACUGCCACGCCACGAUAGCUUCACAACUUUGCCGGAACAGUCGCGGAAAGUCCUCAUCAAGCAUCCUGGUGGUACUAUUGGCGCGGAUGUGUUACGGAGCGACGAAGAGGUUCGCAGUGUGAAGCUGCUGCGAACAGCGCGGCGACUGUUUGAGGGCAAAGUCUGCUUCUUGUCAUAG
Messenger RNA from Cercospora beticola, 1239 nucleotides. RefSeq lists its product as uncharacterized. Lineage: Eukaryota; Fungi; Ascomycota; Dothideomycetes; Mycosphaerellales; Mycosphaerellaceae. The record is from RefSeq and is a predicted model, not a curated record.